ACCCUCCUCUUCUCCUCAAUUUUUUUCCUUAAUUACUUGAUUAUAAGUAAUACUUUCUUAUCAAUCCUAUGUCCAUGGAUAACAGCCACAUGCUUCUCCCUAGUUCACAAAGAUUCUCAACUUCUCCCUCCUCUUUAAACAAAGCAAUUCCUCAAACUCAUCACUUUCAUGCUCAGGCUAUCACGAAUGAAGCUAAAGCAGAAAAUAAAAAUCAACAUCUAGACGAUACAAGCAUUUCUGACAGUAAAAUUACCUCUCAAAGUUCUGGGAGUGGGGCUGAAGCAGUUACCAAUGAAGAAAACAAAGGACUCAAAAAGCACAGAUACGCAUUUCAAACAAGGAGCCAAAUUGACAUACUUGACGAUGGGUAUCGCUGGAGAAAAUAUGGACAAAAAACAGUUAAGAGCGGCAAAUUCCCCAGAAGUUAUUACAAAUGUACGCAUAAAGGGUGCAAUGUGAAGAAACAAAUUCAACGCAGUUCCAAAGACGAAGGGAUUGUGGUGACUACCUAUGAAGGAAAACACACACAUCAAAUUGGGAAAUUGGCUGACAACUUUGAUCAGAUUCUGCGGCAGAUGCAAAACUAUACUGCUUUCUGAACUUAAUGUUACUAUCUUUCAAAUGUCAAUAAAGACUUUGUAAUAAUGCCUAUAUACCUGAACCUAUAUCUUAAAAUCUAUCAUAUAUAAUAUGAGAUAAAUGGAGGUUGCCAAUGAUGGUUCUUCAAUUCUGACA
This is a messenger RNA of Mangifera indica (mango), 735 nucleotides long. Its product is annotated as probable WRKY transcription factor 75. Gene Ontology annotation, molecular function: DNA-binding transcription factor activity; sequence-specific DNA binding. NCBI's taxonomy places the organism in Eukaryota, Viridiplantae, Streptophyta, Magnoliopsida, Sapindales, Anacardiaceae. The transcript is spliced from 2 exons. Gene Ontology annotation, biological process: regulation of DNA-templated transcription. The record is from RefSeq and is a predicted model, not a curated record. The coding region runs from base 69 to 599 and encodes 176 amino acids.